AUGAUAAAUCAAAAAUUUGUCUUAAAAAUGAGUUUUAAAUCAUUAAUAAAUCAGUAUGAAAAAAAAUUUUUCAGCACGAUAAAUAAUAAAACUAUUAAUUUUAUAAAUAAAAAUGGAAACAAAAAAAAUGAAAAAGGGAAAUUAUUCUCUAUAGAAAAAUUUGAAAAUUUUAAUCUAUUAAAUGUAAAAAAUUUAAAUAAUAGAGAGCUUUUAUAUUAUAUAGGAUAUUGUAGCAAACAUAAAUUAUUAAAUUUAAAUAUUUUAGAUACUAUAAUGAAAGAAGUAGAAAUUAAUAUAAUAAAUAGCAUAAAUUGCAUAACAACUGACUUAACUCAAAAUAAAAAAAAUAUUUUAAAUUCAAAAAGCUACAAUUCGCAAAACUCAAAACCAUUUUUUGAUAUUCAUGAUUUAAUAAAAGUUUAUUUAAAUAUCUGCUACAUUAAUUCUUAUUUUUUUUUAAAGACAAAAUAUUAUGGAAAAUUAAAUAAUGGAAAUCUUUUAAAUGAAAAAAAGGAUAUUAAUGAAGUAAAAAAAGUUUUUGAGAAUAAUAUUUUAAAUAAUAAAAAAUAUGAAGAAAAAAAAGAUAAUUUAAAUUACAAAAAUAAUGAUAUAAAUGAAUUAUUUAACAAAGAUGAAUUUAUUUACACAAAUACUUCAAAUAAAAAAUAUGAACCUAAUGAAUUUAUAUGCAACGAAUAUAUAAAGAAUAUAUUUAAUUUACUUUCUAUUUUUUUUCUUCAAAAUAUAAAUAUGGUAAAUGAUCAUUAUUUAUGCCGACUUUUUUAUGGAUAUAACAAGAGUAAAUUUUAUAAUGAAAGAUAUUUGAAUAAUUUAUGUUUUGAAAUAAUUAAAAGAGUAAAAAAAAUUAGAGCUUAUCAUUUACAUUUAAUACUAGUUAACUGUUAUUAUUUAAAUUACAUAGACACAAUAUUCGUUAAAGUUUUAUUAAUAAAUUUAAUCUCGAAAUUUUCACAAUUACCUUGUGAAGCAAUGUGUAAAAUUAUACCUAUAAUCCCUUUAUAUAUAAAUUCGGAAAAACUAAUUUAUAAAGUUAACGUUAUAUAUUCAAAAAAAAUAGCUAGCUUUAAUCAGAUUAAUCAUAUUAUUAAUUUAUUUAAAAAGAUGAUACAGUAUAAUUUUAUAUCUCAAAAAAAUGUAUUUUUAACUUUUAAACAUUUAAAUAAAUUUAUAAAUAUUAAAAAGAAUAAUUUAAAAACAAAUAUUCUGAAAAAAAGGGAAAUAACAGAAGAAAACAUGGAGCAAAAUAAUUUAUUGGAAAAUGUUGGGACAAAAGACAAUAUAAUAAAUAAUAUAGUAGAAAACUUUGAAGAAUUUGAAUAUCAAGAUAAAAAAAAAAAUAUCAUGAUAAAUUGUAGAAAUGAAGAUUUACCACUGGAAGAUAAUAUUUUAUAUAAAAAUGAAAAUAAAAAUUUCGAUAACAAUGGUAAUAUAGAUAUAACUAAUAUUAAAAAUUCUAAAGAUGAAAAUAUUAGUGUAAUUAAAAAGAAAAUUUAUAAAAAAGAUGAAUCUUAUAAAAUUGAAGAACCAACAUAUAUAAAUAAAGAUGAUAUUUCUAAAAAAGAUGAGAUUAUUCUUAAAAAGGAAGAAGAUAUUUUUAAAAAAGAGGACAUACUGUUUAAUUUAAAAGUAAUAGAAAUGCACUUAAAACAUGAUUUAAAAAGCAUUUAUUGUCUUUUGCCGAAUGAAUAUAAGAACUUUCUUCAAAAAGUUAGAAACACAUCAUGUAUUAUUAAUAAAAAUCUUCAAGGAGAAAAAGAAAUUUAUAUUUUAAAAAAAUAUAUGAAACUAUUAAAUUAUAAAUUUAUUACUUUUACAUAUGGACCAUAUAUUUUACACAUUUGUGAUCCAUUUUAUAAAAUAUAUGUUGAAUGGGAAAACGUAUGGAAAUUAUACCCAAUUUAUGAACAAAAUUCACAAAAAAACUUUGAAAUUAAUAAGAAUAAGCAUAUGAAAAAAGAAGGAUUUGAUGUAAUUUAUGUAUCUCAUGAUUCUUUUUUAAAUUAUCAAAAUGAAAAUGAAAAAAUGGAAUAUUUAAAUUCAAUUUUAAAGGAUACAAAAUUUUCAAGAUGUAAUACAUUUGUGAAUGAAAAAAAUUCAGCUGUGCCAUUGGAAGAGAAACAUAUAUAUAUGUAA
Messenger RNA from Plasmodium gallinaceum, 2154 nucleotides. RefSeq names its product conserved Plasmodium protein, unknown function. The record is from RefSeq and is a predicted model, not a curated record. The transcript has a single exon. Lineage: Eukaryota; Apicomplexa; Aconoidasida; Haemosporida; Plasmodiidae. Bases 1 to 2154 code for a protein of 717 amino acids.